This is a messenger RNA of Ornithorhynchus anatinus (platypus), 1759 nucleotides long. It is a transcript of the gene STC2, whose product is annotated as stanniocalcin 2. The transcript has 4 exons. The coding region runs from base 19 to 948 and encodes 309 amino acids. Gene Ontology annotation, molecular function: hormone activity. The record is from RefSeq and is a predicted model, not a curated record. NCBI's taxonomy places the organism in Eukaryota, Metazoa, Chordata, Mammalia, Monotremata, Ornithorhynchidae. Gene Ontology annotation, biological process: intracellular calcium ion homeostasis. Gene Ontology annotation, cellular component: extracellular region.
CUCCCCGGCCCCCCGACCAUGUGGGCAGGGCGGUUGGGCCGGGCCGUCGCCCUGGCUCUGCUGCUGUCCGGCCUGGACCCCGCGCUGGGCACCGAGGCCACGCCACCCCCGGAGGGGCCUCAGGACCGCGCCUCGCAGCUGCAGCAGCUGCACCAGUUGCAGCAGCUGCAGCAGCUGCAGCAGCUGCAGCAGCUGCAGAAGGGUCGCCUGUCCCUGCAGAACACAGCUGAAAUUCAGCACUGCCUGGUGAAUGCCGGCGACGUGGGAUGCGGAGUAUUCGAAUGCUUUGAAAACAACUCUUGUGAGAUUCGAGGGCUGCAUGAGAUCUGCAUGACUUUCCUGCACAACGCUGGAAAGUUUGAUGCCCAGGGGAAAUCCUUCAUCAAAGACACCCUGAAGUGUAAGGCCCACGCGCUGCGGCACAAAUUCAGCUGCAUCAGCCGGAAGUGCCCGGCCAUCAAGGAGAUGGUGUUCCAGCUCCAGCGGGAGUGUUACCUGAAGCACGACCUCUGCUCCGCGGCCAAGGAGAACGUCCAUGUGAUCGUCGAGAUGAUUCACUUCAAGGACCUCUUGCUGCACGAACCGUACGUGGACCUGGUGAACCUGCUGCUGAGCUGCGGGGAGGAGGUGAAGGAGGCCGUGAGCCGCAGCAUCCAGGCCCAGUGCCAGCAGAGUUGGGGCGGCCUGUGCCGCGCCCUCAGCUUCUGCACCGCCGCCGCGCCCCCCGCCGAACGCCGUCUGCAGGCCGACGGACCCAAGCCGCCCCGGCCCCGCCAGGGGUACGCGGGACCCUCGCCCGCGGGGCCGGGUGAGGGGGAGACGGGCCGCGGCACCCGGGCCGACAGAGGGAGCGGGCCCCAUCUCGGCGCCCACCAGCGAGCCGACGCUGGGGUCCACGGGGCCCGGAGGCCUCAGGAGGAGCGCGAGGACUCCGACAUCCGGAGGUGAAAGGGCGCCCCGACCCCGCCUCCGCCGUGAACCUUUCGUCAGUGGCGUCCAUUUUCUUAGCUAUGGACAUUCCAAAACAUUUACCGUUAGAGAGGGACGUGGCACGUGCAGGGUGCCGUGGGGAUCGUGGACCUCGGAGGAGGGGCAAAAAUUAGUGGAAAGGAAGGCGAGAUGGAGGCCGCUUGGGGGUGGGGGGAAGAGUGGGGAAGGGCGAGCUCUCCAGACCUCCGGGGGCCGGGAGGGAAGGGGGGAAAUCUCACUCUCGCACGUGCUCAAGCGAGCGUCGCCCAGGGCCUCCUCGUAAUCUGUCUCCUUGCGAUCAGUAGGGGUCGGCGGGGUCAACUCUGAAGAUUUACUCUGUCGGUGCUGAUGGGGUGGGGAGGGCGACGGGUCGAGGGGGGCGUUGGGGGGUCCCGCCCGGCCCGGCGACCCGGGCCGGUCUUCCAGAGCCCUCGGUGCUGCCUCGACCCUGGGGUUGGACUCCACGGGGCUUUGGCCUCUGGUGCAGCUGGGAACCCGGAAGCGUCUUCCGGGGGACACGGGGGUGGGUGGGGAGGGGAGGGAAUGGGGGUGCCCCACCGGGAUGCUAGCUGGCAAACCGACAUUCAAUUUCUCGCUCGGGACCUUGCGCUUGAGCGCGCCGUGCUUUAUCCUAAAGUGUAGUUUCUGAGCCCUUGGCUCCCUCCCGGGGCUCUCCCUGGAGCCAGCCCCGCCGUCUGUAUUUUAACCACUGCUUCACUUCACAACUUCACCUGGACUUACUCAGUUCCGUAAAUAUGGCUGUCGUCUAAAUAAACGGCUUUAAACACGG